Messenger RNA from Gongylonema pulchrum, 411 nucleotides. The record is from the annotation of a GenBank genome assembly. Lineage: Eukaryota; Metazoa; Nematoda; Chromadorea; Rhabditida; Gongylonematidae.
GGGCCGACCACUCAGCGUCAACGUUGCUCAGUGCUUCCAACAUGCUUGCUAUCAACAGUUCAAGUGCGCGAAAUCAAAACCAAGCACAUGUCGCCGUGCUCAAAUCCUGUGUCAUUUCGCGCUGAUCAGGCUGAGACUUUUGUUAGCGACGCAGAUUUACCGCACUGCGUGGAUGCUCUGAGUGUCGCCGAAAUGCAGCGUAUGAGAAAAUUGGCAUUUCUGAAGCUAUCGGCGAUGAUCGAGACUCAUGCGGGUGCUGGUGUUCGGAUUGAUGCUGCUGUAGCUGAUGGCAAUGAUGCAACUGCUGGUAGUAAUGCGAAAAGCUGGGCGGUACAGAGAUUUAUCAGGCGAAUGCGCAAUAACGACACUAACAACAGUAACAACAAUAAUAAGCCAACCAGAAGUAAGUAG